This is a messenger RNA of Blastocystis hominis, 348 nucleotides long. RefSeq lists its product as hypothetical. NCBI's taxonomy places the organism in Eukaryota, Bigyra, Opalinata, Blastocystidae. The record is from RefSeq and is a predicted model, not a curated record. Bases 1 to 348 code for a protein of 115 amino acids. Gene Ontology annotation, biological process: endosomal transport; vacuole fusion, non-autophagic; intracellular protein transport. Gene Ontology annotation, cellular component: cytoplasm; HOPS complex; endosome. Gene Ontology annotation, molecular function: actin binding. The transcript has 2 exons.
AUGAAACUGCUGAGCUUCCAGAAGGAAUUGUUCGGCGUGGUGAAGGAUCGGCGCUGUCUGGAGCUCAGCGCGUUCGAGCUGGUUCGGUUCUGCUGUCUGAAGGCGCAGAUGAAGCAGGCGGACCGCAUUCGCGCGAUGUUCAAAAUCCCCGAGAAAAAGUUCUGGGGACUGAAGAUAGGAGCGCUGGCGGAAGGGAGGUUCUGGGACGUGCUGUUUGCGUUCGCGAAUGAGAAGAAAAGUCCGGUGGGUUAUGUGCCGUUUGUGGAGGUCUGCAUGAAGUAUGAUAAUGUCGAGGAGGCGGCGCGGUAUUUGCCUAAAGUGGAGGUGGAGAAGGAGAAUCAGCGGUAG